AUGUUUAUUCCUUUUUUGCUUGUUUCUCUCAUCUCAUCGAUCGAUGUGACAGCUAUAGCUGUGUCUCGCUCAGAGUACCCACUAUCUCAGGGCGUUGCACAUGGUCCCUCAACUAGAUUGACCAUAGGCAAUACAGUCCUCGCUCCCGAUGGCUUCGUCCGCCCAGCAACUGUUGUCAAUGGCAUGUUUCCUGGACCCAUGAUUGCAGCUCAGAAGGGUGAUCUGUUUAAUAUUGAGGUGGUCAACCAACUCAGCGACGAAUCGAUGUUCACGCUUACCAGUGUUUGCGAUGGUUUGAGGGGAGCCCUGAUCAUCUAUGACCCUGACGACCCUUUGGCAUCCAUGUACGAUGUCGACGAUGCAACUACUGUGAUCUCACUUUCAGACUGGUAUCAUGUUGUAUCCCCCAAAUUGCUCGGUGUUCCAUCUAUUGCCGAUUCUAUGCUCAUCAAUGGACUCGGUCGCUUUGUUGGCGGACCCCCGUCUGAUCUUGCAGUGAUCAAUGUGACGCCGGGAAAGCGAUAUCGCCUGCGCCUGAUUCAAAUGUCAUGCCAAUCCGACGUCAAAUUUUCCAUCGAUGGUCACAGCUUGACUGUCAUCGAAGCGGAUGGACAGUUGACAGAACCUCUGGUGGUAGACCAACUCCAGAUCCUUGCGGGCCAGCGCUACUCUGUGGUUCUACAAGCCAAUCAGCCGGUGAAAAACUACUGGGUACGCGGUCUUCCUAAUACGCCGGGUGCAAACUACAUCGGAGGAGUGAACUCUGCUAUCCUACGCUACCAAGGCGCCCCAGCGGUCAACCCGAUUACGAUCGCUCUUCCACCCAAGAACCAAUUGCAAGAGACCAACUUGCAUGCUCUGCCAGUGGACGGUUCCGGUGUUCCUGGUAUUCCAGGGUACGGGAACGCAGAUAUCAACCUCGACCUGGAGGUUAGCGUCAAAGCCCCAGACUUCCAAUUCUAUAUCAACGGUAUCACAUUCGGAAACACCACUCUUGGAAACCACACUGUUCCUGUUCUACUCCAAAUUCUUAGUGGAGCUCGACAAGCUACUGAGCUGCUCCCAGCCGGAAGUGUGUACGUUCUGGAAGCCAACAAAGUGGUAGAGGUGACAGUGGGAAUGCAAAGCGCUAUAGGUGGACCUCAUCCCAUACAUCUUCACGGACAUGCAUUUGAUGUAGUACAGAGCGCUGGCAGCAGUACUUUCAAUUAUGUGAACCCCGUUCGCCGCGAUGUGGUCAGCGCUGGGCACCCUGGGCAAAGAACGGUGAUCCGAUUCGUCACUGACAACUCUGGCCCCUGGUUCUUGCAUUGUCACAUCGACUGGCACCUUGCAGCCGGUUUUGGCGUGGUUUUCGCAGAAAGUCCCGCGGAUACCCCCGCAUAUGUGGACCCCGUGCCAGCUGAGUGGGACCGCUUGUGCCCAAUCUAUGACAAUCAGCCGAAUUUCACGCUACCUCACAUCCCUAACAUUCAGAUUUGAUCAUGCCCUUCAGCCACAAGGGACCGGCGUUGCCGUCGUGAACCUUGCUUAGCCCUCCUGUUGUCUGCUGUGACCAAGCCAACAGGGCUAAAUGUAAAUUUCAUUGUACAUUUUCAAAUCUUGAUGCACAUGGCCGAUAUGUGGAGUCCUGAUCUCUAGCCAUAUUUCUUGUAUUUGUAUUCCUUUGGCUGCAUUCUCUCUUCCAAUGCGUUUACGUUUAUAUUCCCCAAU
Molecule: messenger RNA, 1713 nt
Organism: Suillus discolor
Lineage: Eukaryota; Fungi; Basidiomycota; Agaricomycetes; Boletales; Suillaceae
Product: laccase
Exons: 11
Coding region: 1-1482 (493 amino acids)
Molecular function (GO): copper ion binding; oxidoreductase activity
Source: RefSeq, a predicted model, not a curated record